AGAACCCGUAAAAGUGUAAAUAAAUAGGAAUGGAAGAAUUUAUUCCGUUUGACGAAAUUGUGCAACAGUAUGAUCCAAAUAAUGCAGGAAAAGUUUUGAUUCGUAGUUUCUUAGAAAUCGUCGAUGAUAUUGAGGCCCUACGCCAACCUUCCUCCUAUCCUUUAUUAGAUGCUGAGCAAAGGCAGUCUGCAGAGGAUUUCAUUAAGGACAAUGAAGGAAUUGUGGUUUCGACAAUCGAGAUUAAAAACCUGUUUUAUGAAUUAACAGGCCAAGAGCCAGAUCGAAUUCCUAUAAGCAAAACGAUUCUUAGAAAUAGGGCAAGGAGCCGGUCUCAUGUGGGUUCCAAUCCGUAUACCAAGUACUCAGAGAGAAAGCGAUUCAAGGAGAAUGAUUUUAGCUUCCAGACACCGCAAAAGGCAGCCCCAUUGGGUCAGUCGACUCCUUUUACAGAAAUCACAAACGCAAAGGAUGUUAAAAAUAAUAUCUUCGGGGCGAGACGAAGAAACGGGAAUCAAGAGGAGACACUAGCUCAACUAUAUGAACGAGUCCAAUUCCAAUCAGAUCAAUUACGGGCUAAGGAAAUUGAAAAUCAGGAUUUAAAAGAACAAAACGAAAAGUUUUCUGAAGAGUUGACAGCUUCAGAGGAAGCCUGUAAAUCGUGCUACACGCAAGCGAAAACUUGGGAAAAAAAGUUUCGUGAGACCCUCCGAGAGUCAAAAGAGUUUUCUAAACAAUUAGAGAGCAUACAUCAGGAAUAUGAGGUGCAAACAGCCCACAUCGCUAGGCUCGAGCAAAUCAUUGAGGCAGUCGAGAAUGAACGAAUGACAGAAUCCGAUCAUCUGCAAAAGACGUUGGACUCAAAAGCGAACCUUGCUUUAUUAGAAAGGAAUCAACAACUUGAAUACCAAAUAAAGAUAUUAAGAGAAGAAAUAAGUCAAAUUCGGUCUCGAAAAGCUUCCUCUAAUCUUUCUUUGUCGCCGCUUUCUAUGAGCCCGGUCUGUUUUCCUUUUCGUUUACCAUCUUUACCCGUGUCUCAAAAAACACAAGCGGAUCCUCAACUCACGGCGAGUCUUUCCCUUUUGGCUUCCGAACUUGAGAGCCAAAAAUUAUUGCUACAAAAGUUUAAUAGAAUUAAGGAAAAGCCUUUACAGGUUUCUGAAGUGUGGAGUAAUGUGCGAAAACGAUUGCCAAACAAAAUUAUCCGUCAUCGCUUUUUACGGCUUACCCUCAUUUCUUUGUUGAUGAUAGUGUUCUUUCAUGCUGUAUAUUUUUUCUUCUUUCGAGUUGGUACUAUUCAACAAUGGCCUUUUGUCUAUUGGCUUUCUUCGUUUGCUCCUGACAAUCGUUGGUCUCCCACAUAAAAACCGUUCUUUCUGUAUAUUUAUGAUUUUCUUUUUCCCCCUUGAUUCCGCUAAACUUUUUUGUUAAGCGCAGUUGAAGUCUCUUCGGAAUCAAGUUCAUAUAUGGAUUUUGCUUUGUGUAUAAUAGUCACAUUUUAUUUAAUUCUUAAUAUGUUGUUUUAAGAAAAUUUUGGUACUCUUAUGUCUUUCUAUGAAUCUGAACUGCUAAAUGCAAGGUGUAAUCUAGACUUAUUUAGACUACUACGAAUUCUAGAAUUGAUCCUUGAUGAAAAGGCAUUCCCUCCUCA
This is a messenger RNA of Schizosaccharomyces cryophilus OY26, 1648 nucleotides long. Its product is annotated as spindle pole body protein Kms2. NCBI's taxonomy places the organism in Eukaryota, Fungi, Ascomycota, Schizosaccharomycetes, Schizosaccharomycetales, Schizosaccharomycetaceae. The transcript has 3 exons. The record is from RefSeq and is a predicted model, not a curated record. The coding region runs from base 30 to 1361 and encodes 443 amino acids.